CGCUUAACCAAUUUAAAUUUAACCUCUAGAAACAAAUUAAAAACCACUGUGCCUUCAUUACAUAAUUCUUUCCAGUUUUUCAACAGGCGUGUCAGCCACUAAUAGUUAAUUUCUUCGUUUGAAUUUUUCUGCUGAUUUUAUUAACCAUGACCUUUUCUAGAGUUAUUGACACUUCUGUAUACAUCUUCUUCGCGCUGUCUCUAUCGCUGCUCUUAUUCGUAUCUGGACUAGCAUCUGCACAAGGAUACUUUGGAGCAGGACGGAGUAUUAGUGGAUAUGGGGGCGGAUACGGGGGAGGUUCAGGAGGUUAUGGCGGUGGAUCUGGAGGUUAUGGCGGUGGAUCUGGAGGUUACGGCGGAGGGUCGAGUGGCGGUUACGGUGGGGGUGCAGGUGGCGCAACAGGCAGCACCGACAGACUAGACUGGAGUCCGGAUUUACUGGCGGGGUUUCCCAUCAUGGGAGGACUGUAUCCGGCUGUUGGCUAUCCAUUCUGGCCGGCUGCUUUUGGUUUUGGAUGGCCGUUUAUUUUCGGCGGUUAUGGAGGCGUACACGGAUUUUACGGUGCCCAGGGAUACUUAGUAAAAAGUGCCGACAUUAAAGUCGCCAGCAGGAUGGAACUUUGCUUAUAUCCUCUUUUAAUUCUCGUUUUCGUAACAACGAUUAACGCCCAGUAUGGCGGGUAUGGAGGAGGAGGAGGCGGAGCCUACGGAAUGCAGGGAUAUGGUGGCGGAAGUAGUUACGGUUCCACACGAAAUGUAGCAUCCGUGUUCCCGUCUCGUCCACUGUUCGUUGGCGGUCUCUACUUCCCGCCCACGUGGACCUUCGGUUUUCCUGGCGCCCCCAUAUGGCCGUUUUUUGGUGGUCUAUACGGUGGAGGUGGAUUCUAUGGUGGUUCCCGCUUUGGUGGCGGUUACGGUGGUGGCUAUGGAGGCGCGUGGAUUCAAACAGCGAACACUACGCACAACACUAGCACCAGUAAUAAUAGCACCGAAUUCUUCGUUUCUUCGACCGGAAAGGAAUUGCGCAUUAUCGCUGAAAUGGGCUAUUUCGAGAUCGCCGCCCUUUUAUGCAUGAUUGUUUACACCACGGCACAGCCGUACAGCGGCGGAGGUGGUUAUGGAGGCGGCAGUUCGGGUGGCGGUUAUGGUGGCGGGGGUGGUAACUACGGUGGCAAUACCAACACGGGUGGCUAUGGUGGCGCAGGCGGAUACGGGUCUACCAAUGGAUACGGAGCCGGUUAUGGAGCAUAUGGUGCUGGACCAUUUGGAGGGAUAAACGGUUUGGGAGGAUUCGGGUUUCCUUUUGCUUCAGUUGGCUACGGAUUCGGUACGCCCUUUAUUGCUCCGUGGAUUUGGCCUAAUUAUUACGGUUUUGGUUACAAUAAGGGCUACGGAUUUGGAAUCAAUGACGGAUUAGGUGGCAGCUAUCCCGCCGGGUACGGAGCGAGUAGCUACGGAGGAGGCGGCGGAUACGGAGGCAGCGGGGGUUCAUACGGCGGUGCAGGAAGUUCCUACGGCCGCAGAUAGCCUUAUCGCUUUGUUACUCUUUGUUAGUUCCUAACUUCCUACUAUUAUGGUUUAUGUAAAAACGUUCAAGUUCGACACGACGACACCGUAUUACUUCGUACUUGCUUGUAUUGUUCGAUUCCGAUACGCAACAGAAAAGGUUCACUGAUUGUCUUCUCCAACAUUUUUCACGCAUGUGAUGAUGUGAACUUCUUGCUGUAUCUAUACGGACCCAACCUAUACGGACCCAGUUUAGUAGUAUUCAGAAACUGGCUGACACGUUUGUCAUAAACAAUUUA
This is a messenger RNA of Paramacrobiotus metropolitanus, 1804 nucleotides long. RefSeq lists its product as uncharacterized. Bases 147 to 1526 code for a protein of 459 amino acids. NCBI's taxonomy places the organism in Eukaryota, Metazoa, Tardigrada, Eutardigrada, Parachela, Macrobiotidae. The record is from RefSeq and is a predicted model, not a curated record. The transcript is spliced from 10 exons.